AUGAAACGGUAUUUUCAUCACAUACCUUCAACAAGUGUAGAUGGUUCAUCUUCAACGGUUAAUGGUCCUACUACACAUGUUGAGCCUGGAGCAACAUCAGCACAAGUGAAUAUUGAAGUUGAUCUUCAACCUGAACCAUCUUCAAAAGUGGUUGAUUUAUUAAAUCUGCCAAGUGAUCCGGGACUACGACCUAACAUAAUGAGCUAUCCUCCAAACAUGAUCGAGCAGGUGCGUAGAGCUUACUUAUUAAAAGGUCCAUGUCAACCGCGUAAUCAUGAUUUUCCACAGAAGAUAGAGGCCAAUAGAAAGCGAAAAUUUGUUUCAGCUUGGUUUGAUGAAUUCAAGAUGUGGUUGGAAUAUAGUAUUGCAAAAGAUGUUGCUUUUUGCUUAUAUUGUUAUUUGUUUUCAUCGGGUAAUAGCGAAAAAGGACAUGAUGCUUUUAUAUCUGGAGGGUUUAGUACUUGGCGCAAGAAAGAUAGAUUGAGAGAUCAUGUUGGAGAGGUUAAUAGUGAUCAUAAUAAAUGUAGAUUGGCAUGUCAAGAUUUGAUGAAUCAAGCCCAACAUAUUGAGGUGACACUUUCUAGAGUAUCUAAACAGUCACAGAUUGAUUAUCGCUCUAGAUUAGAUGCAUCAAUAAAGUGUCUCCGCUAUCUCCUUAUGCAAGGAAUGGCUUUUCGAGGACAUGAUGAGUCAGAAGAAUCUUUGAACCAAGGCAAUUUUAUGGAGCUUUUGAAACUUUUGGCUUCUUGUAGCAAAGAGAUAUCUAAUGUUGUAUUGAAGAAUGCUCCUGAAAAUUUGAAACUUACAUCACCUGACAUUCAGAAAGAUAUCAUAAAUGCAAUUGCAGUUGAGACUACUAGAGCUAUCAUUGAUGAUAUUGGUAAUGAUUUUUUUGCCAUAUUAGUUGAUGAAUGUCGGGAUGUGUCUGUCAAAGAGCAAAUGGGUAUUGUUCUACGCUAUGUGAAUAAAAAAGGAUGUGUCAUUGAACGAUUUAUUGGUCUAGUGCAUGUUAGUGACACAAUUGCUACCUCACUUGAGAAGGGAAUUGAUUCCUUAUUUUCUACUUAUGGGUUGAGCAUUUCUAGUUUGAGAGGUCAAGGAUAUGAUGGUGCAAGCAACAUGAGAGGUGAAUUCAGUGGAUUGAAAACUUUGAUACUUAAGAGGAAUCCUAAUGCCUAUUAUGUUCAUUAUUUUGCUCAUCAGCUUCAACUAACAAUUGUUGUUGUUGCCAAAAAGCAUAUCAUUGUUGGGUCUUUCUUUAAUACUAUCUCGCGUUUAUGCAAUGUGGUUGGAGGUUCAUGUAAGCGCAGGGAUAUGCUUCGAGAGAGCCAAAGAGAGAAGAUUAUGGAAGGCAUUGCAAGUGAUGAAAUUAAGAUCGGAAGGGGGUUGGAUCAAGAAAUGGGGAUGAAACGACCCGGGGACACUCGUUGGAGUUCUCAUUACGGUACUCUCAUCAACUUGAUUCACUUAUUUACUUCAGUUGUUGAUGUUCUUGAGUAUGUUGGGGCAAAUGGUACCGAUGAUUCACAAAAAUCUGAAGCUAUGGAUUUGUUAGAUGUUAUUAGUCGAUUUGAGUUUGUCUUUGUGUUACAUCUGAUGAAGAAAAUUUUGGGAAUUACACAUGAUCUAUCUCAAGUGCUACAAAGGAAAGAACAAGAUAUUGUGAAUGCAAUGAGACUUGUUAAUGUAGCAAAAACUCGCUUGCAAGCAAUGAGAGAUAAAGAAUGGGAGAUGAUGUUAACUGACAUUUCUAAGUUUUUGUAG
This is a messenger RNA of Salvia miltiorrhiza (redroot sage), 1764 nucleotides long. RefSeq lists its product as uncharacterized. Bases 1 to 1764 code for a protein of 587 amino acids. The transcript has a single exon. The record is from RefSeq and is a predicted model, not a curated record. NCBI's taxonomy places the organism in Eukaryota, Viridiplantae, Streptophyta, Magnoliopsida, Lamiales, Lamiaceae.